This is a messenger RNA of Rotaria sordida, 414 nucleotides long. The record is from the annotation of a GenBank genome assembly. Lineage: Eukaryota; Metazoa; Rotifera; Eurotatoria; Philodinida; Philodinidae.
AUGGCUGAUCAACAUUCUUCACAUGAAUCUAAUACAUCACAUGGUGAUUCAUUACAGAAUCAACCGAAUACAACUGUUAGUAUUAGAACAUUACUUGAACAAAACAACAUGUUGUGUAAUGAUAAUACAAACUUACGUCAACAAGUACAACACUUAGUGCUACAAUUAAAUCAACAACAAAUUGAUUCUGAUCGACAACUUCAAGAAACUUUGUUCAAUUUAUCAGAAUCAAAUAGAAUGUUAACAAUUGAACUUAAUCAAAUAAAAAAAGAAAUUUUUAAUUUAACUGAAGAAAAUAACCGUGUCACACAGGAAAAUACAUAUUUAAAGGAACAAAUUGAUGAUCUUAAACAAGAAAAUUUACAUUUAAAAAAACAAGUUGAUGAUCUUAAACAAGAAAAUAUGUCUCUUUGA